Messenger RNA from Spirodela intermedia, 1995 nucleotides. Lineage: Eukaryota; Viridiplantae; Streptophyta; Magnoliopsida; Alismatales; Araceae. The record is from the annotation of a GenBank genome assembly.
AUGUACCACCCCGCACGGCGCCUUGUGGAUCGGAUUGCGCGUUGUUGUUCUUCUCGCCCGUCGGAUGCUCUGGCAGCUCUCUCGGAAGGUGCCGACGCAAGUCGCUUACGGCUUAUAUUGACCAUGUACUGGGAAUCCCCCCAUAGGUACAACGCUGUGAUGAGCCGAUUUUUCUUCAAUGAUAAUGCCAAGGAAGCUCUAGAUUUUCAUGUUACUGUGUCGUCCAGAGGCUUCCCUCCAUUGAUAUUUCAUUGUAACAAGCUCAUCAACGCUCUGUGCAAAACCAGCAAGACAGAUUCCGCCAAUGAACUCUUCCAUUUGAUACUCAGAGAGGGCCCUGAACCAAAUGUGGUCACCUACAGUACUCUGAUCAGCUCUUACUGCAAGGAGGGCAGGCUCAAUGAGGCAAUGGCGACCUUCAAUUUCAUGGUGGAGAAGAAGUCUGUCGCUCCUGAUCUCAUAGUCUAUGGCAUUUUGAUCGACGGAUUCUCAAAGGAAGGUCAGAUGGAGGAAUGUAAUGACCUUCUGAUGAGAGCCCUCAACAGUGGAAUUCGGCCUGAUGUGGUGAUCUUCAGCUCGAUCCUAGAUGGCUAUGUCAGAAUUGGCCACUUGAAGAAGGCAUCUGAAUGGUACCACGUGAUGCUUGCCAAAGGAAUCAAGCCUAAUGCUGUCACUUACAGCGUCCUUUUGAAGGGGUUGUGUAUGGAGGGUCGGGUCUCUGAGGCCCAUGGGGUCCUCUCUGCCAUUAUAAAGCUCGGAUUCAAGCCAAGUGUGUUGAUGUAUAGCAGCUUGAUCGAUGGGCUCUUCAAUAUCGGUGACCUCAAGGGGGCUCUGGAUUUGUAUGGGCAUAUGAUCUACAAAGGAGAAUGUGCCACAGAUGUGGUUGUUGACAGUGUGCUCAUUAAGGGCCUCAGUCAGGCUGGUAGGAUCCAGGAUGCCCUCAGGUUCCUCUUCAAGUCAGGCAUUGAGCCCACCAUUGUCACCUACAACGUUCUGAUUGAUGGCUUGUGUAAGAUGAAGAGAUUGAGAGGAGCUAUGGCCCUGUGCAGACUGCUGAAUGUUAACAAUUUGACCCCAGAUGUGGUCACUUUUACAGCAGUUCUCAGUGGGAUGAGCGAACUGGGGAAGCCAAAGGAGGCCGCCAUGGUGUUCUUUCAGAUGCUGAAGAUGGGGUUCCAUGCUGAUGUUGUGAGCUAUGGCAGCUUGAUCAAUGGGUUCUGCAAGCACAAGGCUGUAGCCUAUGGAUUGAAGAUCUUUCAAAUGAUGCAUAAAAGUGGCAUACUUCCAGACAUCUAUAUCUAUAACGUUCUCUUAUUCGGGCUGAUCGGAGAUGGAUCCUUGGAAGAAGCCCGCAAGAUGUUUGAUGAAUUCCCCGCCUGUGGGUUAGUACCAGAUGUCAUCACCUACAACACGAUGAUUGGUGGCUAUUGCGGUGCUAAAAUGCUGAGAGAAGCUGUUGGGAUCUAUGAAGAGAUGAUGAACAAAGGGCUGCGACCAACCACGAUUACCUUCACCCAUUUAAUCAAUGGCUGCUGUAAGGAUGGUAGAAUCAACGAGGCAAUGCUGUUCUUCAAGCUGAUGCUCUCUGGUGGCCUGGCACCUAAUGUCUACACCUACAGCUGUUUGAUGGAUGGACACUUGAAAUCCCGGGACAUGGAGAAAGCCUUUGAGCUCCAUGAAGAUAUGCUUAAGUGCAAUGUUCAACCCAACAUAAUUAGCUAUAGUGUCCUUAUUAAUGGGCUCUGCAAGAAGGGUCGGAUAGGUGAUGCAUCUCUGGCUUUCCAAUGUGCCAUUCAUAGGGGUUUCUUGCCUGAUCUCGUGGCUUAUGGGAUUCUCAUCCGUGGGCUCUGCAAGGCAGGUAGAGAGCAUGAAGCUCGGAUGUUACAUGAGAGAAUGGUGGCCGAUGGCAUCCAGCCAGAUAGUUUAUUAUCUAGCUCAGUCGCCAAAAUUCUGAAUAAAGCGGAUGAAAGCACUAGCCAUUUAAAUCAGAAUUAA